This is a messenger RNA of Aspergillus saccharolyticus JOP 1030-1, 1794 nucleotides long. RefSeq names its product proline-specific permease. Gene Ontology annotation, biological process: amino acid transmembrane transport. NCBI's taxonomy places the organism in Eukaryota, Fungi, Ascomycota, Eurotiomycetes, Eurotiales, Aspergillaceae. Gene Ontology annotation, molecular function: amino acid transmembrane transporter activity. Bases 87 to 1754 code for a protein of 555 amino acids. The record is from RefSeq and is a predicted model, not a curated record. Gene Ontology annotation, cellular component: membrane. The transcript has 5 exons.
CCCUGGCAGUUAUCUUAUAAAAUGGCCCUAGUCACCAACGUAUUGGUCUCCAAGCCAUCAUUGUCCAUCUCUCUGGCUACGAUAUCAUGGCCGCUCCAACCUCCAAGUCUUUUGAGAAGGCCACAUACGAGGACAAAUCUCCUCAUGUCGAUAGCCAUGAAGACCCAGAGGCACUCAAGGGGGAGGUCCAGCUGGGGCCCAACACGGAGACUCAUCGUGGGCUCUCCUCGCGCCAACUGCAACUGAUUGCCAUCGGUGGCUGUAUUGGCACCGGUCUCUUCGUCGGAUCGGGCUCGACUUUGUCGACCGUGGGUCCAGCACCGCUGUUCAUGGGGUAUUUGGCCAUGUCGUCGGUAGUGUGGUUUGUGAUGAAUAUGCUGGGUGAAAUGACCACCUACCUCCCUAUCAAGGGCAUCUCCGUGCCUUACAUCAUUGGGCGAUAUACUGAGCCUAGCCUUGGUUUCGCAGCUGGCUAUAACUAUUGGUAUUCGUUCGCUAUGUUACUCGCCAGCGAGGUAACAGCAGCGGGUAUCAUCAUAGAAUAUUGGACGACCAGUGUUAAUGUGGGCGUAUGGAUUGCAAUCGUGCUCCUUGUCAUUCUACUCCUCAACAUCGUCGCGGUUUCGUGGUACGGAGAAGCGGAGUUUGUUUUCGCAAUGCUGAAAGUCAUCGCUAUCAUUGGCUUGAUCAUCCUAGGCAUUGUUCUCUUCUUUGGAGGGGGUCCUAAUCACGAUCGCCUGGGAUUCCGAUACUGGCAGCAUCCCGGCGCAUUCAAGCCCUACCUGGUCGGCGGAAACACCGGUCGUUUCCUGAGCUUCUGGACAGCUUUCAUCAAAUCCGGCUUCUCCUUUAUCUUCUCUCCUGAGUUGAUCACGACAGCUGCUGGAGAGGUCGAAGCGCCCCGUCGCAACAUUCCGAAGGCAACGAACCGUUUCAUCUACCGAAUCUUCGCUUUCUACAUCCUGGGAACCCUAGUCAUUGGAGUCACUGUGGCCUACAACGACCCAAAACUCCUGUCCGCCGUGGCUGCCGGCAGCUCGACUGCCAGUGCCAGUCCGUUCGUGAUUGCGAUCCAGAAUGCAGGAAUCUCCGGCCUGAACCACGUCAUCAAUGCGGCCAUCCUAACCUCCGCCUGGUCCUCAGGCAACGCCUGGGUCUUUGCUGGCUCCAGAACGCUAUACUCACUCGCUUGCGGUGGCCAGGCGCCCAAGGUGUUCACCCGCUGCAACCGCAACGGCGUGCCCUGGGUGGCCGUCCUCGUCACCUGGACCGUAGGACUCUUGGCUUUCCUCAAUCUGUCCAACUCGGGAGCGACUGUCUUCUACUGGUUCACCAAUCUCACGACAGUUGGUGGUUUCAUCAGCUGGAUACUCGUCAGCAUUGCGUACUUGCGUUUUCGCAAAGCCAUGGCCUUCCACGGCAUGCUCGACUCCCUGCCAUUCAAGACCGCCCUUCAGCCCUACGGCGCAUACUACGUCAUCUUCACCGUCACGCUGCUGACCAUCACCAACGGCUACGCGGUCUUCUUCCCCGGCCAGUUCACGGCGGCUGAUUUCCUGGUUUCCUACAUUGGUAUUGUCUUCUUCUUGGUCUUUUAUGUGGGCCAUAAGCUGUGGUACCGAACCCCGUGGAUGACCAAGGUGUCCGAGGUUGAUGUGUUCACGGGUAAAGACGAGAUCGACCAGCUUUGCGAGAACGACUUUGAACGCAAGCCGCGCAAUUGGCUGGAGCGGGUCUGGUGGUGGAUUGCCUGACGUGACAGCAAUAUUAAAAGGGGUUUAGUAAUUUUUCUGC